GCGUAGGGACUGUCAAAUGAAAGCUGUGUUUAAUAAGCAUUAUUCUACUGCCAUAAUUUAAUAACAAAUUGUACGUGUCUUUUAUGUUUACUCGGUUAAAUACUUACCAAAAUUAUAGAAAUGUUAAAAUAUAUUACAUUGUUACUGGCUUUAUGUGUUGGCAGCAUAUUUGCUGAGUUCACAGCGCAGGACUGCCGAGAACUUGGGUUUAACAAAGCCCAACUAAUGUGUUCAUCCUGUGAAAAAUUAAAUGAUUUCGGUUUGGAUUCGAUAAAGCCACAUUGCAAGGAGUGUUGUACGCCUGAUAAACAGCCAGCUGCACAACGUCGUUGGCCGAAAGCCAUACUCGAAGUAUGCACAUGCAAAUUUCGUGCUUAUCCACAAAUUGAAGCAUUCAUAAAGAGUGGCAGACCGGCGAAAUAUUCGAAUUUACAAAUUAAAUACAUGCGUGGCCUUGAUCCGACUGUCAAAUUACUAGACGCUCGCGGUAAUGUGCAGGAGACAUUAUCCAUAACCAAAUGGAAUACAGACACCGUCGAUGAGUUCUUCGAUACGCAUUUAGAGAAACCAGCUGGCAAAAAUAGCGGCAAAUCUGCUUAUAGCGUGGUGGAAGAGGAAGACAGUGAAGAUUACCUUGAAACAAAUAGAAUUUAGUAGCCACUAGUAAGAUAGCACAAUUAGCAAAUUAUUCAAAUUAAUUUGUGUAUUAGCUAAGUUAAAUGUGUUUAUUUUAGUAGUUAAGUAAAAUUACAAAAAUAUGUCCUUACGUGUACUCGAGUCAAAGUUGAAUAGAGCGUUAUGUAGGCAAUAGGUUCGUACAAUGCAAUAGAGUCGCCGCAUAAUGUCGCAUAAUGGAAGCAGUGUCAAUAGAUAUGAAAAACUUUGUUCUGUGUAUUUUUAGAAAAUGUAAAUGCUUUUAAUUAUUGUUUUAUUUUUUUGUAACAGUACCUAAAUAUGAGUGUUUUUUUUUUAAUAUAAAAUCUAUUUCAUUUCACAGCAAAAAAUUGUGCUGUAAUAUAGGGUAUCUCUUUUAAGCCUACUAAAUUGAAUAAAAGUCAAAUUUUGUUUUGUUCUUUGUAGAUUUAUAUAUUUUCAGUUUUAAAUACUGUACAGAGCUUUUAAAUAAAUCCGGUACAAAAAUGAUUAAAAAAA
This is a messenger RNA of Bactrocera dorsalis (oriental fruit fly), 1152 nucleotides long. Its product is annotated as selenoprotein F. Gene Ontology annotation, cellular component: endoplasmic reticulum lumen. NCBI's taxonomy places the organism in Eukaryota, Metazoa, Arthropoda, Insecta, Diptera, Tephritidae. The record is from RefSeq and is a predicted model, not a curated record. The transcript has 3 exons. Gene Ontology annotation, molecular function: oxidoreductase activity. Bases 121 to 654 code for a protein of 177 amino acids.